Molecule: messenger RNA, 707 nt
Organism: Brachypodium distachyon (stiff brome)
Lineage: Eukaryota; Viridiplantae; Streptophyta; Magnoliopsida; Poales; Poaceae
Product: phytosulfokines 4
Exons: 2
Coding region: 1-357 (118 amino acids)
Biological process (GO): cell population proliferation
Cellular component (GO): extracellular region
Molecular function (GO): growth factor activity
Source: RefSeq, a predicted model, not a curated record
AUGCUUAUGCUUCUGUAUUCCCAAUCCCACCUAAUAACCCAGAGAGCAAGAGAGAUGGCAUCCUUCUCCAAGCAGGCUACUGUCUUCUUGGUGGCAGCUCUGCUGCUGUGCCUCCUCUGCACAAGGGGGCAAGCGGCAAGGCCCGGACCGGUAUCCAGUGUCUACACGUCACAGGGUGCUAAAUCCGCCAUUGCCCAUGAGAAGAGAGCUGCGGGAACCCGGAUGGAAAUGGGCCAAGAGGACCAGGCGCUGGCAACGCGAGAGUGCGAGGGAGGGGAAGGAACGGAGGAGUGCCUCAUGAGGAGGACCCUCGUCGCUCACACCGACUACAUCUACACCCAAGGGAAGCACAACUAGUGAGACGAACUGCUGGCUGAUGCUUAAUUACAAAGGGCUUCGAGAACUGAAGGGCCCCCGCACCAUCAGGGUUACAUGAUCAAACAGGCACUAGUUAACAUGACAUUGUUCAUGAGCUUGUCGAUCUGUUCUAGCUAUAGUCCCAUCAGUCGUCUGUGAAUUAUAACUACAGUCGCCUCUUUGUCAUUUCCUUGUUCGAUCCCCUCCCGUCAAGUCAUGUAGUAUCUGUUCUAUGGACUUUUACAUCCGUAUUUAUCUAAUCUUCAGACAUACAGCGAAUACGGCUAAGUUAUAUGCUUCUUGUAUCUAUCUACUGAAUGCAUUCACGAAUAGAAUCAAGUAUGUGCUCA